Molecule: messenger RNA, 2892 nt
Organism: Penicillium griseofulvum
Lineage: Eukaryota; Fungi; Ascomycota; Eurotiomycetes; Eurotiales; Aspergillaceae
Product: Peptidoglycan-binding Lysin subgroup
Exons: 4
Coding region: 1-2892 (963 amino acids)
Molecular function (GO): chitin binding
Source: RefSeq, a predicted model, not a curated record
AUGCGGUCCUUCCAGAGGGGCGUUAUCCUCGCUCUGUGCUGUCUCGGCAUGAUUCAUGGGUCGGUUGCCUUGACUACAGCUGCAUCUAGUGUUAGUACAUUCAUUUCCAACGUCGCCUCUACCCUGAAUGCUAAUCCAGCACAGUCGAGUCCAAUCCAAACGCCUGCCAUCAAAGAAACUUGUUUCUCCGUUCUUGUCGGUAAUGAGGAUACAUGUGACACUCUACCUGUCAAGUGUGGUAUCUCGGCAGCAUCGUUCACUGCCUUUAACCCGAAUCUUUCCUGCUCAUCUUUGCCCAAAGGAAAACCUGUAUGCUGCGACCACGGAACACCUACCUUCCCACCAAAAUCAAGAACUAGCUGGUGCUACACUCAUACUGUCCGCAACGGCGAUACCUGCGAGAAAAUUGCCGAGGGAUACAAGACCACCAAGGCCAAUAUCGAGGCUUGGAACAACAAUACCUCGGCAUGGUACGGGUGCAAUGAUCUACAGGAUGGUGGGCAGGUUUGUGUUAGCAAAGGUGACCCCCCAAUGCCAGUUGCAAUCGGUGGUGCGGUCUGUGGUCCCCAAGUGCCUGGAACAGGACGUCCAAAGAUGUGGUUCAUGAUUGCCGAUUUGAAUCCAUGCCCUACCGGUCAAUGUUGCUCUAGAAAGGGUCAAUGCGGUACUGGUGAGAACUUCUGUGGCAAAUCUGCACUCGCUGUGCCAGCUCCACCUGCAGGCUGGGAUGGAAAACCAGUCAACAAAGCUGCCUCUGUCAAUCAAGCUACAUCUGUGAAAGCUAACUCUGCAACAAAAGCUACAUCAACCGCCUCUAAAGCUAAAGUUAUAUCCGUGAAAACAACGCCUAAAGCCAAAGCUGCACCUACAACUAAAGCUACAUCAAUUGCAUCUGGAGAUAAAGCUAAAGCAGUGAAAACAAAAUCAGCAACUAAAGCUACAUCUACUGCAUCUGAAGACAAAGCUACAUCCGGGAGAACAACACCUGUAGCUGAAGCGACAUCUGGGAUUUCAAAACCUGAAGCUGAAGCUGCACCAAAAGCUGAAUCUACAUCCACGAAACCCGCUGUACCCUUGAUAGCUAAAUCUCUGUCGGAACCAAACAAGGAUCCACAUUUCUUCACGACAGAUGUACCUUUCGAUGAUAUACCCAUUACGUUUUACCACGCUCCGACGACCGCGGCUGCAUCUAUGUCUAUUGUUCUACCCGGCUCCGACUUUCCAUCGUGGAAGGUGAUGAAACAUUUCAUGGACGAGAUUAAAGGUGAUGGUAGCAAGGUUACGGCCACCACAAAAGGCAGUACUACCAAGGUCACGUCUACAACAAGCAAGACUCCAAGCAUGACUACAAGGAUGAACACAAGCAAGACUACGGCCAAGGCUACCAUCGCGGAAACCAAAAGCGAAACCAAAACCAAAACCAAAAACAACGUAACAAAAACCGUAAACGGUAUCGCCACCGUACCCACCGGUUGGGAGCUGAGGAUGUGGGAUAAGAAAGGUUGCACUGGCGACUAUGUGAUCCUCCAAGGUCAUAACAAAAAUCAGUGGGACGGUAACUGCGAUCAGUUCGGCAAAGACAUUAUGGGUCGCCAGACUGAUCCUGCAUCGUCCGCCUCAGUCCAUUCUCUCGACGAUGUUCCACCUCCAUACACCGACCUGGAACCCAUUUUUGCCCCUGUCCAACCUGUCCAGCCUGCCCAACCUGCCCAACCUCCCACGAGCAUCCGACCCCUGUGUCUAGCCACCUCGGCCUAUGUUCUCCCCGGCAGCAAGAAUGUCAAACCCGACGACAAGGUCUCCUUCACCACCGAACCAGCGCUCUCGAGCGACUGCAACGAGCUCUACAAUGUCAUCCGCCAACAAAUAAAACUGCCACCACGCCCACUACUCUACGUCCACGGCACUCACACCGAAACGAGCAAUGACAAAAAGAGCAAGAACAACACCAACACCGUCACAGACUUCCACUUCAAGCUGGAUCUGGCCGAGACGAUGUUGACCGGUUGGGAGGGCGGAUACACAGACACAAUGUGGAGGAAAAUCGAAAUCCUCUCAGACGAGGACCCCAAAAAGGCGUAUCGGGGAGGAAUCCUCCGCUCGGACACGUACAAGCCGCCCAAGUCGCGUCCUGCUAUCAGUCUCGGUGGGGACGACGAUCCCCUCCUAUCUCAGGACGACAACGAUGAUCACCGCUUUCCAGACGCGAAAAACCUCAGGAUGUGGUGUGAGCGAUUCUGCCGCGACCCCGCUUCUCUGAAAUCGUUCACUCUACACCGCCAAGUCACCGGCUUCGACUCCGAUGCUAUGGGCAACAUCCUAGACUCCCACAUCCGCGAGCUCAACUACCGCGGCUCCGUAUCUUUCACCUUCUCUAUCGCCCAUCGCUCCGUCACAAUCUACUCCCCGCACUGGAUCAACCGGCUCCGCCAUAACAACUUUGUCUGGUGGGUUGUCGUCCUUCUCCAGCUGUGGAUUAUCACUUGGCCGAUUAUCUUUUUGAUGGAGAAGAGAUAUGAAGUCGUCCAUACGCGCUGGCAUUCGUCGCUUAUGGAGUCGUCUGACUCCCCACUGAUUAAGUGGUACGCGCUUAAUCGCGAUGAGUCUUCUCUGGCGGAGUACUGGGCACCGGCUGUUAAACAGGCGGCGUGGACACGGCGACAUGGUGAAGGUGAUCUUUUGACGAGGAUGGAUGCGGAUCGAUUGCAGGGUCAAACGACGGCGCAGCUGCUUGGUCUUCGUGCUGUUACGUCGGGUACUGAGCUUGAUCGUCGGCAGCGGGUUAAUAGUGGUGAGGCUGGGUUUGUUGAUAAUCUUGUAGGUCUGGUGAGAGGGGUUGGAGAAGUUGUGGAGGAUUGGAGGCUUUCCAAUGGAUGGGGUGCUAACUCUUAA